AUGGCGGAGCAGAAGGAAGGAAACACUGUUCAACUACACCAGGAGGACGCCGAUAAAAACAAUGGAGACUCUCGUGCCACACUCACACAGGAAGAGAAAGGCGGCCAAUCAGCCACAGCUGUGGCAACCUCCAGCAGUGCCAUUAAAAUGGAACCUGGUCUGGACAACGGGAAGACCACAUCUGCACCAUCCACUGACAGACACGUGUCUAUUCAGACUAAGCUGGAGGGCCUGGAGAUGCUGGUUGACCUAAACGGGGCUGGGAGGAAGGCCUGCCCGCUGUGCCCUGAGGAGAAGUUUAAAGCCUGCUACAGUCACAAGCUGCGGAGACACCUGCAGAACCUGCACUGGAAGGUUUAUGUGGAGUUUGAAGGCCAAAGGAUGUGUAUCUGUCAUCUUCCCUGCCGACAGCUGAAGCCCAGCCUCAGUGGAGACCAGGCUCCAGGUCGGCUGGUGGCCCAUUACCACUGUGUGGUGUGCUCGGUCACCAUCGCACGCAAGACGGACAUGAUCAGUCACCUUAAGCGGCACGUAAACAAGGGCGAGACCGAGGCCAGCUACACUGGUGGCUCAGAUGUCCCCUUUGAGGAUCCAGUUCCCACCGGACAGGCCUGCGAAAUAAUGAAAGAACUUGGCACCAACGUGCAGCUCCUUCCCAACCACAACACCCCGCAGAAGAGUGACACCUAUUUCAACCGCAAAAUGAAAACGAACAGGCAGCUGGUGUUCUGCUCCCUGGCUGUUCUGGCGGAAGAGCGGAAUCCACUGGAGUGUCUGGAUGCUUUUGGAGCCACAGGGAUCAUGGGCCUGCAGUGGGCUAAGCACCUCCGCAGCGCAGUCAAGGUGACCAUCAACGACAUCAACGAGGCCUGCGUCAAAAUGAUCCGGGAGAACUGCCACCUCAACCACAUCCGAGUGGAGGGCGGCCGGGGGCCGCGGCACACCGAUGCCACGGGGGACGUGGAAAGGGUGCCCAUCGCUUCAGUGGAGGUCGUCAAAAUGGACGCCAACGUCAUCAUGCACCUACGGCCUUUUGACUACAUACACCUGGACCCUUUCGGCACGGCAGUGAACUACCUGGACGCAGCCUUCAGAAAUGUGCGGAACCUGGGCAUUGUGUCGGUGACAUCCACGGACACGGGCUCCCUCUACUCCAAGGCCCUGAACGUCACCCUGAGACACUACAGCUGUCAAAUCGUCAGGACCGAGUACUACAGGGAGCUGGCCGCACGCAUGGUUGUGGCCACAGUGGCAAGGGCCGCAGCUCGCUGUAACAAAGGCAUUGAAGUGCUGCUGGCCGUGGCCGUGGAGCACUUUGUUCUCGUGGUGGUGCGGGUGCUGAGGGGUCCCACGCAAGCCGACGAGUCGGCCAAGAAGAUCCGCCAGCUCAUCCACUGCCAGUGGUGUGAGGAGAGGGUGUUCCUGAAGGCAGGGAGCAUGGUGGAGGAGAACCUCUACAGACAACUGCCCUGCAAUUGUCAUGAAAGCAUGCCUGGAAAAACCGCUGUGGAGCUGGGGCCUCUCUGGGCAGGACCCCUGUUCAACACUGGCUUCCUCAGACGAAUGCUGUUCGCCGCAGUGCACCACAGCAUGGACGACAUUCAGCCCCUAGUGAAGACGCUGAUCUGCGAGUCUGAAUGCACCACCCUCAAGUCCUUCUCCAUCCAUGGCCCCUCCCUGCACACCAACCAAGUGGAAUGCGGUGUGGUCAUUAAGACUUUACAGAAAGCGGAGGAGGCCACGUCAGCUGACCAGUCAGGAAAAAGGAAGAUGAGCGAGGAGUCUGGGAAUGUGGUGAAGAAGACUAAAUGUGACGCAUCGCUGGAGCAUCCUCCCUUCUACUACAGCAUCCACCGGCACAGCAUCCGUGGCAUGAACAUGCCCAAGCUGAACAAAUUCCUCCAGUACCUCACAGAGGCUGGUUUCCGAGUGAGCCGGACCCACUUCGACCCGACGGGGGUGCGUACGGAUGCCACGCUUGCACAGUUUAAGUCGGUCCUCACCAAGUACAGCGUGCCCACCUACACUGCGGCCCAGACAGGCAGCCAUGGACUGAGCACCGAGGAGGGCGCCAGGAAGAUGGAGUGACUCACUGGAGUGGAUGAAAAGCACCUGACACAAUUAUGUUCUGACUGCACUGAUUCCUUUUCUUCACUGGCGACAAUGGUGAUUGUGUCCCCCCCCCCCCACCCACAUGGCUUACCACAUACAUUACACCCGUACAUUUAGAAAACAUGUCACUGCAUACGAGACUACUAGCCUACAGCAUACUAACCGCUCUCCUAAUACACAUUGCAUCUUACAGUAAGCAGAAUAGGGAAGGAAGUGAGGAGAGGCUAAUAUCACCGCCACAGGUCAUACUCGGUCAAUCUUGCCACAGCAUGCUGCAACACUCACACUCAUCUCUUCACAAAUCAGCUCUGGAAUUCACAAACGGAAAACACAUUCAACUGCAUGGUACUUUACAGAGGCAAAGUUGCGCACUGCAGUGCUUCCAGAGGCGUUACUGACUAGCGUGAGCCUGGUCUUGGAUGCAUUUACUGUGAAGUCAAGUAUACAGAAACAAGACUCCUUGACC
Molecule: messenger RNA, 2578 nt
Organism: Megalops cyprinoides (Indo-Pacific tarpon)
Lineage: Eukaryota; Metazoa; Chordata; Actinopteri; Elopiformes; Megalopidae
Gene: trmt1l
Product: tRNA methyltransferase 1-like
Exons: 16
Coding region: 1-2088 (695 amino acids)
Biological process (GO): tRNA N2-guanine methylation
Cellular component (GO): nucleus
Molecular function (GO): RNA binding
Source: RefSeq, a predicted model, not a curated record